Messenger RNA from Pseudonaja textilis, 6553 nucleotides. It is a transcript of the gene MYO9B, whose product is annotated as myosin IXB. Gene Ontology annotation, cellular component: ruffle; myosin complex; actin filament. Gene Ontology annotation, biological process: actin filament-based movement; intracellular signal transduction; lamellipodium morphogenesis. Gene Ontology annotation, molecular function: ATP hydrolysis activity; microfilament motor activity; GTPase activator activity. The record is from RefSeq and is a predicted model, not a curated record. NCBI's taxonomy places the organism in Eukaryota, Metazoa, Chordata, Lepidosauria, Squamata, Elapidae.
GGUCGGGCAGGCGGUCGGGCGGGAGAGGAGGCGGAGGCGGCUCCGUCGCUUUAGGCUGUUUUGGCUCAGGGCGAGGGAGUCGCCAAUCGAAGCCGCGGCCUGCCUUGCCCGCGUUCUGGUCCAGAUAACUGGCCCAGUGCAUCAAGCCGGGGCGGCAUGCCGUGGCAGGGCAUGGUCCAGGAUGAGUUUAAAAGAUGUCAGCAGUGCAACUUGUCCAGAGAAUGUAAUCUAUGCCCUUCAUAUUUAUCCCCAGCUCUCAACAGAACAUAGUUCCUGUUGCAGGGUAACAGCGACUAAGGAUUCCACAGCCACCGAGGUCAUUAAGGAUGUUAUCAGCUCCCUGAGUUUGGACCUCUCUAAGCAUUAUGUACUUGUGGAGGUGAAGGAGACAGGGGGAGAGGAAUGGGUAUUAGAUGGGAAUGACCCUCCUGUCCAUAGGGUUCUGCUUUGGCCCCGCCGGGCCCAGGACGACCAUCCGCGGGAAGAUGGUUAUUAUUUUGUUUUACAAGAGAGGAAUGCUGAUGGGACUAUCAAAUAUGUCCACAUGCAGCAGACCUGUGAAGAAGAGAACCAGGAGGAAGCCCGGCGACUGGUUGAAAGGGGCUUCCUUCCUUGGCAACAUUUCAAUGAUAUGUGUAACCUUCCCAACUUGACGGAGACCACCCUAUUGGAAAACCUCAAGCGUCGUUUCCUGAAACAGAAGAUCUAUACCUACGUGGGCAGCAUCCUCAUUGCCAUCAACCCUUUCAAAUUUCUGCCCAUCUAUAACCCCAAGUACGUCCAGAUGUACGAGAACCACCAACUUGGGAAGUUGGAGCCCCACAUCUUUGCCAUCGCUGACGUAGCCUACCACGCUAUGCUGAAGAAACACACGAAUCAGUGCAUUGUUAUUUCUGGCGAGAGUGGAUCAGGAAAAACCCAAAGCACAAACUUCCUGAUCCACUGCCUCACUGCCCUGAGUCAAAAGGGUUAUGCUAGCGGAGUGGAGAGAACUAUUUUGGGAGCCGGACCAGUGCUGGAGGCCUUUGGGAAUGCAAAGACAGCCCACAAUAACAACUCAAGUCGUUUUGGGAAAUUCAUCCAGGUCAACUACUUGGAGAAUGGCAUUGUCCGAGGGGCUGUGGUUGAAAAAUAUCUCCUUGAAAAAUCUCGCUUGGUGUCUCAGGAAAAAAAUGAAAGGAACUACCAUGUAUUUUAUUAUUUGCUGCUUGGUGCCAGCGAGGAAGAGCGCAAAGAAUUCCACCUCAAGCAGCCUCAAGACUACUUCUACCUCAACCAGCAUAACUUGAAAAUUGAAGAUGGAGAAGACCUCCAGCAUGAUUUUGAACGGUUAAAGCAAGCCAUGGAAAUGGUUGGUUUUCUUCCAGCAACAAAGAAACAAAUUUUUUCAGUGCUUUCUGCUAUUCUCUACCUGGGAAAUGUUACUUAUAAGAAAAAGGCAGCAGGUCGAGAUGAGGGGCUGGAAGUGGGACCCCCUGAAGUGCUAGACAUUCUCUCACAGCUUCUGAAGGUGAAACGUGAAACCUUAGUGGAAGUGUUGACAAAAAGAAAAACAGUGACAGUGAAUGAUAAACUGAUCCUUCCAUAUAGCCUCAAUGAGGCCAUCACAGCUCGUGAUUCUAUGGCUAAGUCUUUGUACAGUGCCCUCUUUGACUGGAUCGUUCUGCGAAUUAACCAUGCACUUCUCAACAAGAAGGAUAUGGAAGAGUCUGUUACGUGCUUGUCCAUUGGGGUACUCGAUAUCUUUGGUUUUGAAGACUUCAAAACAAACAGUUUUGAACAGUUCUGCAUAAACUAUGCAAAUGAGCAGUUGCAGUAUUACUUCAAUCAACAUAUUUUCAAGCUUGAACAGGAAGAAUAUCAGAGUGAAGGGAUUGCAUGGCACAACAUCGACUAUACAGACAAUGUGGCCUGCAUCCAUUUAAUUGGCAAGAAACCAACUGGUCUGUUGUACCUAUUAGAUGAAGAAAGCAAUUUUCCACAUGCCACUAGCGAGACGCUUCUUGCAAAGUUCAAACAGCAGCACGAAGACAGCAAGUUCUUCAUUGGAACUCCUGUAUUGGAACCUGCUUUCAUCAUUCAACACUUUGCUGGCAAAGUGAAAUAUCAGAUAAAGGAUUUCCGUGAAAAGAACAUGGAUUAUAUGCGGCCAGAUAUUGUUGCCUUGCUGCGCAGCAGUGACAGCACUUAUGUUCGUGAGCUGAUUGGAAUGGAUCCAGUGGCUGUUUUCCGGUGGGCUAUUCUCCGUGCAGCAAUCCACGCCAUGGCUGUUUUUGCAGAAGCGGGUCGCCAAAGAGCUGAGAAAACAGCAGGGGUAAUACGCCAUGGACCCAGGAUCCCACUGGGGGAACUGCAACAGAGCAACACCCCAAAUGAGAGAGUUUAUCGGGACUUGCAUGAGCAAAUAGUUAGGAGUAUAAAAGGCCUGCCGUGGCAGGGUGAAGAUCCCCGCAGGCUCCUGCAGUCACUCAGCUGGUACCAGCAGCCCCGUUGCCAUUUCCUGAAGAACAGAGGUAUUAAACAAAAGCAGAUCAUCCCAAAGAAUUUACUGGACUCAAAGUCUUUGAAACUCAUCGUGAGCAUGACGUUGCAUGACCGAACCACAAAAUCCCUCCUGCAUUUGCAUAAGAAGAAGAAGCCGCCUAGCAUCAGCGCUCAGUUCCAGACUUCUUUGAACAAGCUUCUAGAAACUUUGGGGAAAGCUGAGCCCUUUUUUAUCCGCUGCAUCCGUUCCAAUUCUGAGAAGAGGGAGUUGUUCUUUGAUGAACGGCUGGUACUUCAGCAAUUGAGAUAUACAGGAAUGCUGGAAACAGUGAGAAUCCGACAAUCAGGCUACAGUGCUAAAUUUAACUUCCAGGAUUUUAUUGGUCAAUUUCAAGUGUUGCUGCCCAAAAAUGUCAAAGCCUCCAAGGAAGAAAUUAAUGCUCUGUUAAACAAGCUGAAUCUGGACACUAACAGCUAUCAAAUAGGAAAGACCAAGGUAUUCAUGAAGGAAGCCACCCGACAGGUGCUCCAGGACACCCUACACAAAGAAGUCAUCCGGAAGAUCAUUGUCCUCCAGAGCUGGCUGCGAAUGGUGCUGGAGAGGAGGCGCUUCCUCCGGACUCGGCAAGCGGCGAUUACCUUGCAGGCACGCUGGCGUUCUUACUGUGUCGUCCGGAGGGCCCUGGAGAAAGAAAAUGCUGCUAUUUAUAUUCAAUCGGUAUGGCGUGGAUACCGAGAAAGGAAAACAUACCAGCACCAGAAGAAGAGGGUUUGUCUCCUUCAGGCUCUGGUACGGGGGUAUCUGCAGCGCAAAAGGUUUCGUCAAAUGAUUGCAGAGAAAAAGCAAGAGGAAAUAAAACAGGAACUUUUAAAGCAAGAUAAUGAGUUGCUCCAGCCAAAGGAACCCAUCUCAGAGCAGGUGGCUAUUGAGCUCAAGGUGCAGCUGGAUAAAACAUCUGGGCUGAUAGCAGAUGGUGAUGGAUCCAAAAAUGCCCAAGCAGAAAGCCAGUCUCCUCCUCAGUCUCAAAAGAUCAACCGGAAGAAACGGGAGUGCCGCCGACAAAGAGGAUUGGAGCACAACAAGCUGCAAAAUAAGCAAGUUGUUUUAGCAUUUGAGGGGGCCCCCGAAGUCCCUACCAGGGAAAAUAGCCCCCCUCAGGAAGAAGAGGUUCAAAAGCUUGAGCAACCUGUAGGAGAAGAUGCAGUUUCCUCUUCAGAAAUGCUCCCCAAAUGCGUUGAGGAAGAAGGAGCACCAGGGACUGACAAUCAUCUUCCUCCUUUGGAUGGUGGCGCACUGGUUCCCAGUCCAAGCCCAGUAAUGAAACUGGAAAAUAGGGUGCUAAAAGAGGAUGGAAAUGUACAGGAAAGACUGGAAAAUCCCAAGAUCCGGACCAGUCAAAGCUUCACUUAUCCUGAGAGGCCCACAGAGCUGGAUCUAACUUGGCCAAACAGUCUGAUGGCUAACCGGAGCUUCCGGAGCCGUGCUGACAAAAGGAAGCCACAAGCUGUGAAGGACUUAGGCAGUCCCCCCUCCUUCCAAAUUCAACGGUACCUGGACGACCCAAGCAAACUGCGAGAUAAGCGGGAGCGCUGGCAAGGAAAGAGGCAGCAGGUCAGCGGACAGAACAACCUGGUCAGCCUAUCUUUGGAAGAGAAGAGUGCUCCAGCCAUAUCUUCUUCUGCAAAAUUAAAGAAGAAAAAAACGGCUUCUUCCUUGGACGACAUCCCCAAGGUCACUCUUUCCACUUCCACAAGCCAGCCAUCUUUGGACACAGUAGAAAGUGAUGGAAACACCCAGAAGAAAAUCGCACCGAAGAAAUCUGAGGAGCUACCUACUACCUUAAGUGCAGUGGGCCUUACUUCAGGACCCAGCCAACAGAUAGAUGCCAAAUCUACUUUCAAGAGUCCAUUGUGGAGACUCUUGGCAAAAAGAACAGACAAGAAGAACCUCAAAGAGUAUUCUGAAGUAUUCGAGGAUACUAGUGAGUCUAUUCCACUCUUCUCCUGCAUGUUGCCAAUGGAGCCGACAGUGACGCAGAAGGCAAUAGAAGCUCCUUCUGGGCCUCCUAAUCACCCCCAGUUGGAGGAGCGCCAGACAAAAGAAUUCGGCAAAGCAAAGAGGAACCGCACCAUUAAGAUCAGCAAAGCCAAACGGGCGCCAGAGAAAUGGAAGGCACCAUUUCUAAGGGAGAUUGCAAAUGCUAGUGAGCUGAAAUAUUUGGAUGAAUUCCUUUUGAACAAGAUAAAUGAUCUCCAUUCUCAGAAGUCAGCCAUUGAAUGCUUGUUUUUUGAAGCCACUGAGAAGUUUCGUGGGAAUAUCAAAACCAUGUAUUCUGCUCCUAACGGACAGAUCCAUGUUGGCUACAGAGACCUGAUGGAAAACUACCAACUCCUCGUGGUCAACAUGGCAAAACAGAAAGAAGAGAAGGACGUGAAGCUGGUCUUGAAUCUUUUCCAGUCUCUUCUGGAUGAGUUUGCCCGCAGCUAUGCGAAAAAAGAAGAGCCAGAACAACACAAGCAAAGCAAGGCUCAAAAAAAAAAGCGAAAACAGGAACAUGUGAUUGUGGAACUCAAUGGCCAUGUCUUUGUGAAUUACCAAGUGAACAUCUUACAGUCUUGCGAGCAGUGCUCUUCCUACAUCUGGCCUAUGGAGAAGGCUUGUCUUUGUAGCAUCUGUAAGCUGACCUGCCAUAAGAAGUGCCUGUCCAAAAUCCAAAGCGGAUGCACAUCCUCACAAGCAAAAAAAGGUGACCAAGACCCAGAGUCCCGUCACUUUGGAGUCAGUGUCAGCGUUCUGACUAGUGAGAAGAACUCGGUCCCGAUUGUCAUGGAGAAGCUGUUGGAGUAUGUCGAGAUGCACGGGCUCUACACCGAAGGCAUCUACCGGAAGUCGGGAUCAGCAAACCGCAUGAGGGAGUUGAAACAGUCCCUGCAAGCAGACCCAAACUCGGUGCGGCUAGAGAACUAUCCCAUCCAUACCAUCACGGGGAUUUUCAAACAAUGGCUGAGAGAGUUACCGGAUCCUCUUAUGACUUUUGCUCAGUACAAUGACUUCCUUCGGGCGGUGGAGCUCCCAGAGAAGCAAGAGCAGCUCUGUGCCGUUUACAGCGUCCUUGAGCAGCUCCCACAGGCCAAUCAUGACACCUUGGAACGGCUGAUUUUCCACCUUGUCAAGGUAGCCGUGGUGGAAGAAGUCAAUCGGAUGUCACCCAAUGCCCUGGCCAUUGUCUUUGCCCCCUGCCUCUUGCGCUGUCCUGACAACUUGGAUCCUCUCACUAGCAUGAAGGAUGUCUCCAAAACAACCACGUGUGUGGAGAUGAUCAUCAAGGAACAGCUGAGAAAGUACAGCAUGAAGAUGGAUGAAAUUUGCCAACUAGAAGCAGCGGAAAGCAUUGCUCUACGGCGGCUUUCACUGCUUCGACAGAACAAAUUGUGGCCAGUAAAACUUGCCUUUUCCUCUCCCCGCGAGGGAGCCCGGAGCAAGAGUCCCCAGACCGUAGGAGUGAGCAGUGCCACACCUAAACUUGGACUUUUGCCUGAAGAGGAGGAAACAGACAACAGGGAGAAGGAGCUGUUGAUGGAACGGAUACAAUCAAUAAAGGAAGAGAAGGAAGACAUAACAUACCGGCUCCCCGAAUUGGACCAGCGUUGUUCUGAUGAGGAGAAUGUCGAUUCCGAGACAUCGGUUAGCACAGAAAGCUUGUUAGAGGAGCGCGUGGGGGGCUGUGACCCUGAAGGAAACAAAGAGGCUGCUGCUCAGUGCAUCAGCCUCUCCGCCAAAGAAGCGACUGGAUCACCGACGACGCUGCCGUCUUCAGCCAAGGUAGAUCCAGCUCCUCCUCACCUAUCCACCACAUGUGGGCCAUCCUCUUUGCUUCUGCUCAAGGGAAGCCCUCUUAAUCAAACUCCAGGGGAUGCACAUAGCCAAGCCCAAGCCGUCUUCCAGGAUUGAGAAACUAACAGACCUACUCUCUCUCUGCUCCAAGAACUGCCUCUUUUCUAGGAUGAACUGCUCACAGGACUGUACUAAGAACAGUCAUCUUAAAAGCUAAACGGGAGAGGCAGGCUC